Messenger RNA from Cantharellus anzutake, 2707 nucleotides. RefSeq lists its product as uncharacterized. Bases 19 to 2676 code for a protein of 885 amino acids. The transcript has 8 exons. Lineage: Eukaryota; Fungi; Basidiomycota; Agaricomycetes; Cantharellales; Hydnaceae. The record is from RefSeq and is a predicted model, not a curated record.
GAAGAAUUAAAUUGGUCCAUGACCAAUCCUUCCAACUCUGUUGUGAAGAACCACGACCUUGCGUUAGAAUGCAUGCCCCAAGAGUUUGAGACUUUUGUCGAUCUGGUUCAUGAUGCGCUCAAGAAGUUUCGACCUCCCAGUAGGUCGAUCUUUGAACCCCUUGCACAAAACCUCCAGGGGUUCGAUGCCUGGAGGAAGGGCACCAAGUCAGACAUUCACCUGUGCCCAUCCGCGUCAUCCCCAACAUUCAAAACAACAGUAGCCAGAGAAAUCUUCCCCUUAAUUGCGUCCUCUAUUCUCAUAGUUCGCGCCCAUUGGGCGGACCAGCACUCCUCCGGUGCAGCAACUGAGCUCAUGGCACUGGAUAUUCCUCUACCCUAUCAUGGGGGCAGGGGGACUGUCCAGUACUGGCUGAGCAAUAUACCAGAACGCCUCGUUGCAUUACGUGAGCGGUUCCCUCGUUGUCUGGAAAUCACUUCCCAGCUCUUCCCCCCUGGUAACAAGGUUCCCACCGCACGGGAGCUAAUCGACUACGCAUCACGGUUAGAAACCACGUCUCAGCAGCUCCGUAUGAUAACUCACAUCUACUAUUGUGCCGCCGCUCUGAGAGAGAUGAGGGAGUUAGGACCGGAGAAGUUUUUUGAAGGGUGUCUCCACACUUCCAGUGAACGUCACUCCUACGCCAGCCCCCUCAUCAUGACUAUAUUGAUAUCGCCACUUGUCCUGCUCUUCGAUGCCACUCUCACUAACCCAUCGGCUAUUCCCUCCAUCACCGCCAUGUUGUCGUAUGCCGUCUUGCGCGGGGGGCUCAGGGAAUCGAACGGCCCUCGGAAGGUGCUCGAGAAUGCCCUGCUUAAUCUCAUAUUUUCUGUUUCACAGACAGGACAGAUUUCGCAACACGACCUUGAGAGAUUCCACGCCGCAUGGACAAAGAUUUUGCCCUGUAUACCCGAAACCAUCAUUAGCCCUCCCGACAUGGACCCCAGGGAAAUCGGGAAUGAAAACACCCCUCUGCAUUCCACGGGGCAAGCCUCGGACAUGCAUCCCUCCAUGCCUCAAUCCUUUGCAGCUGCCGAAAUCUCAUUCAUUGCCCAAACCCCGACACCCCACUCGACCAUCGCUAAACCAUCGACCAUUCCUUCCGUUCACCCUCAGUUGGCACCCGACGCUCCGGAUGACUGGGAUGAAACGUUCACUCCCGGUCAAAAGGAGUCUCGACAGAACCCGCCCUUCACCUGGCUGUCUUCAUCCGCAAGUCAAAAACGCCGCCGAUAUGACCGUCAACCAGGGGACAGGGAACGUGCGCGGAAACCAGUCAACUUGGGAACUGGGCACAUUCAAGAAGUUUCCGUGACCGAGGAGACGAUAACCUCUAUAUCUUCUCUAGACAAAUGUAAGAUGUGGCCCCACGUCACUACUAUAGACAAAACGCUGGACGUCCCUGAGCUCAAUCCAGAUACGUGGUCAAAGCUCCUCCAUCCCGUAGACUUGCAUGUCAUCUCUCUUGUCAAUGAAGGGCGAUCUUCCCAGAGGGAGACCUUCUUCUUUCCGUACUGCAGAUGUUCUCCCUCCCUACAGAAGUUGAAGCACUACUUGGAAUCGCCCCAGCAUGAUUCCAAGGAUUGGAAGCCCGUUUUGAUGACAAUACAGGGAGCGUUAGCGAUGGAUGCACGGGAGUUUCAGCGUAAGGUUAACGACGGCACCCCGAUCGUCUUGGUGGACCACCCAAUGCAGAUUCCGUUUCGCGCACUUGGUUUCGAUGAACUUCAGCAGUCCGAGGUUCAGUGUAUCGAUUCUGACCAUUUUCUAUCGACCCGUCACCCCCAGAUCCUAGAGAUGGCCACGAGUAAUGCUUUGCACGAGAUAUGUGACUGGCGGAGAUCUAGACCAUUGAUAUUGUCACAGACCUCCACUGGUCACCAUCAAUCGAUAGAGAGCCUCCUUAAUACUCAUGAGGUGGCACUGGCGGAUUUUCCUCUGCGUGGCCGAAACUGGCGACAUCCGAUUGUCGCGGCCGCUGGCUCUAUACACCCCCCACACCACGCUCCAAACGGCAUGGGCACUAGCCUUUGCUGUGCUAGUGGUUAUGCCAUAUUCUUCAUUCCUAUCCUAAAAGGAGACCAGUUUAUGAUGAGCUGUUUCAACGGCACGGACGCGCCCCCCAACCCAAAUUUUUCAUACCUCUACGAAGCACCGUAUCGUUUUACCUCCUUUGUUCUCUCACCUGGCCAAACGGUUAUCUUUCCCCCUGGCCAAGUCUAUGCCUACGCAUCGCUUUCUCGGAAAGUAAACAAUAAACUUAUCCCCGGAUGCAUCAUGCGAAGUUCGAAUUUUCUGGCUGCUGGAUGCAUGAAGCGGUCGUUCUUGAUGAGCCGGUUGCGUCGCAACUGUGCCAACCAAUCCAAGAGCGAAGAAACUUGGAAUUCUGGUGUCACAGUGUCCUUGAUGGCCAUGGUGUGGAAUGCGGUGUGUGCCGUGUCGACUGGGCAGGAACAGCCCAUCCACUCCCCGGACCUUGUCAACCUCGCCUCAUUGGCAGCUAUGGCCACGGAGUUCAUUGGGGAUCGUGAGCCGCGCUUUUCCGGGGUGGUCAGAUCAUUGGUGCAUUAUUGUGCAGACCAAGAACCGGACUCUGUUCCCAAUUCUCAUGUCAACAACUACCAAUUAUGUGUAUAAAUAUAAAUUGGAUCAAUGUGACCCUCAAGAA